This is a messenger RNA of Talaromyces stipitatus ATCC 10500, 4785 nucleotides long. RefSeq names its product ABC drug exporter AtrF. Gene Ontology annotation, cellular component: membrane. NCBI's taxonomy places the organism in Eukaryota, Fungi, Ascomycota, Eurotiomycetes, Eurotiales, Trichocomaceae. Gene Ontology annotation, biological process: transmembrane transport. Gene Ontology annotation, molecular function: ATP hydrolysis activity; ATP binding; ABC-type transporter activity. The record is from RefSeq and is a predicted model, not a curated record. The transcript is spliced from 2 exons. Bases 1 to 4632 code for a protein of 1543 amino acids.
AUGUCCGCUGUCCCGGGCAUCGUUGAGGACCACAACCGGACCAGUAAUAGCGACAACAACAACAACGAAUUCCAAGAACCAGUCCACCAUGCCCCCAUAACCAGCUCAAAUUCCACCGCAGAAUCAACCCUAGCCAGCCCGUCCCAACUCAGCAUCGACGAUGGCCGAUGGGGCGAACAAACCGAAGGAGACCCGGUCUCCCGUCAUGGCGCAAUGGAAGAUUUCGAAGAAAUGCGCCGGGAAUUGAGUCGUUUGAGUCUUCAGAGAACGAAAUCCCAGGCUUCCCGUCGCUCACAUCAUGCUGCUAGUCGAUGGCGUUCGGCGAUUUCGACAAAAAGUAAGACUAAGGAUGUCGAAAAGGAUGAUGAAAUCGAGUCAACUACUGAACAUGAGCAUGACGACUUUGAUCUCGGCGAGUUCCUGAUGGGCGGGACCCUGGAACCGAGAACUACAGCAGGCGAACCGGCUAAAAAGGUAGGCGUGAUUUACAAAAACCUGACCGUCAAGGGUGUGCAAGCUUCCGCAUCCUUUGUGAAAACCCUCCCUGAAGCUAUAAUUGGUACCUUUGGACCAGAUUUGUAUCAUAUUGUGCAGCAUUUCUUUCCGAAGCUUCGAUUUGGGAAGCCGCCUGCUACCCGAACCCUCAUUAAUGAUUUCACUGGUGUCGUUCGUGAUGGUGAGAUGUUGCUCGUGCUGGGCCGACCGGGUGCUGGCUGUUCAACAUUUCUGAAAACAAUCGCCAAUGACCGCUCAUCAUACGCCGCUGUUCUAGGCGACGUGAGCUAUGGGGGUAUAUCAGCGGAGGAACAGCAUAAACAUUUCCGUGGAGAAGUCAACUAUAAUCCCGAGGAUGAUCAACAUUUUGCGACUCUUACAGUCUGGCAGACGUUGAAAUUCCCGCUCAUAACCAAAACCAAAAAGGGUGAUCGGGGCAGUGUACCUAUUAUUCUAGAUGCACUGCUGAAGAUGUUUGGCAUCAGUCAUACCAGAAACACCCAGGUUGGUAAUGAGUACGUCCGAGGUGUCUCCGGAGGUGAACGGAAACGUGUCAGUAUCGCAGAAACCCUCGCGUCAAAGUCUACAGUGGCAUGCUGGGACAAUUCAACUAGAGGGUUGGAUGCAAGUACUGCCUUGGAUUAUGCCAAAUCUCUGCGUAUCAUGACCGAUAUAAGCAGACGAACCACCUUCGUCACUCUGUACCAAGCCGGCGAAGGUAUCUAUGAGUUGAUGGAUAAGGUGCUCGUCAUUGACGAAGGAAGGAUGUUAUUCCAAGGUCCAGCCAAAGAGGCCAAACAAUACUUUGUCAAUUUGGGAUUUUACUGUCCACCACAAUCGACCACAGCCGACUUUCUUACUUCUCUUUGUGACCCUAACGCUCGUCAAUUCCAGCCUGGUAAAGAGGCUUCAACCCCUAAAACAGCUGAAGAUUUGGAAGCCAUCUUCAGACAGAGUGAUGUCUACAAACGCAUUCUUGACGAUGUCGCUUUGUAUGAACGCCAAUUAGCCGAAAGUCAAUGCGAAGACACCAAGCGAUUCCAAGCAACCGUCGGAGCAUCAAAGAGCAAAACCGUCUCGAAAAAAUCGUCUUACACCGUCUCGUUUCCGAAACAGGUAGCCGCCUGUGUCAAGCGCGAGGUAUGGCUUUUGCUCGGUGACAAGACAUCUCUCUACACGAAAUUCUUCAUUGCCAUCGCCAACGCCUUGAUUGUCAGCUCUUUGUUCUACGGUGAAUCCCUCAACUCCAGCGGCGCCUUCCCCAGAGGUGGUGUUCUGUUCUUUUCUGUUCUGUUUCUUGGAUGGCUGCAAAUGACUGAAUUGAUGCCUGCUGUCUCUGGUCGUACUAUGAUUCAACGGCACAGAGAUUACGCGUUUUACCGUCCUUCGGCAGUUUCCAUCGCUCGUGUCGUCGUUGACUUUCCAUUCCUCGCUUGCUUGGUUUCCAUGUUCGGUAUCAUCACUUACUUCCUGUCUGAGUUGGACGUGGAUGCAGGUAAAUUCUUCAUUUACUUGUUAUUCGUGUACACGACAACCAUCUGCAUUACAUCCAUGUUCCGCAUGUUCGCCGCUCUGUCGCCCACAAUCGACGACGCAGUUCGUUUCGGCGGCAUAGCGUUGAAUCUGUUGGUUAUCUUUGUCGGCUAUGCGAUCCCCAAAAGUACUCUGCUCCACGGCUCGAUCUGGUUCGGCUGGUUAUUCUAUGUCAACCCCAUCUCGUACGCUUACGAGGCGGUUCUGACGAAUGAGUUUGCGAAUCGAGAAAUGGAUUGUGAUCCUUCAAUGCUUGUGCCGCAAGGUCCAGGGGUUGUGGCUGGUCAUCAGAGCUGCGCUCUUACAGGAUCUUCUGUUGAUCAGACUCGGGUCUCGGGAGCCGCGUAUUUGGAAACGUCCUUUGGAUUCACGCGACAUCACUUGUGGAGGAACUUUGGUGUUCUCAUUGCUUUCACCGUUCUCUACAUUCUUGUCACGGUUAUUGCGAACGAGAUGAUGACGUUUACGGGCGGAGGAGGUGGUGCUCUUGUCUUUAAGAAAUCGCGACGAUCGAAGAAACUAGCCCAAGCCGAGAAGAAAAGUGCCGACGAAGAAGAUGGUGCAGUAACCUCACAGCCUGUGCAGGCCAAUGCAGCUUCCGAUGACAAGGUUAUGAACUCGUUGAGUACUAGUGAUCGUAUUUUCACCUGGUCCAACCUUGAAUACACCGUCCCCUACGGCAACGGCGAGAGAAAACUCCUCAACGGCGUGAGCGGAUACGCAAAGCCGGGGGUUAUGAUUGCCUUGAUGGGUGCAUCAGGUGCCGGAAAGACGACUUUACUUAACACUCUUGCGCAACGACAAAAGAUGGGCGUAGUCACUGGUAACAUGUUGGUCGAUGGGCGUCCUCUAGGUGCCGAUUUCCAACGUGGAACGGGCUUCUGUGAGCAAAUGGAUCUACACGAUGGAACCGCCACGAUUCGUGAAGCCUUGGAAUUCUCAGCUAUUCUCCGUCAAGAUCGUGAGAUCCCUCGUCAUGAGAAGAUUGAAUAUGUCAAUCGGAUCAUCGACCUGCUCGAACUGGAGGAUAUCCAAGACGCACUCAUCAUGUCACUCGGAGUCGAGCAAAAGAAGCGAGUUACCAUCGGCGUCGAACUAGCAGCCAAACCCAGUCUGCUUCUGUUCCUGGAUGAACCGACCAGCGGUCUCGACAGCCAGGCCGCGUUCUCUAUUGUUCGGUUUCUGAGAAAACUCGCCCACGCUGGUCAGGCUAUCGUCUGCACAAUCCAUCAACCCUCAUCCAUGCUCAUCCAACAAUUCGACAUGAUACUUGCCCUCAACCCAGGUGGAAACACCUUCUACUUCGGGCCUGUAGGCCCCGAUGGCCGCGACGUAGUCGAAUACUUUGCAGACCGCGGCGUUGUAUGCCCUCCCUCCAAGAACGUGGCCGAAUUUAUCCUCGAAACAGCAGCAAAACCCGUGAUUCGAAACGGUAAACGAAUAGACUGGAACGAAGAAUGGCGCAACUCGACGCAAAACCAGAGACUACUAGAAGAUAUUGACAAAAUCGUCAAAGAGCGUAGUCAAAUUCCCGCUUCAGAAGAUGCAGCAAAUAAUCCAACUGAAUUCGCAGCCCCUGUCACAACACAGAUUGAAAUGCUGACGAAACGAGUUUUUCUGCAAUACUGGCGCGACCCUUCGUAUUACUACGGCAAGAUCUUCGUCAGCGUUAUACUGGGUAUAUUCAAUGGAUUCACAUUCUGGAAACUCAACAAUACCCUUUCAGCUCUUCAGGAUCGCAUGUUCUCGACAUUCUUGAUUAUUCUCAUCCCACCCAUCGUCAUGAACAGUAUCGUCCCUAAAUUCUACAUGAAUCGGUCACUCUGGGAAUCGCGCGAAUACCCGAGUCGAAUUUACGGCUGGGUGGCGUUUUGUACUGCCAACGUCGUCGCAGAAAUCCCCAUUGCCAUCGUCACGUCUGUCAUUUAUUUCGUGCUUUGGUAUUUCCCCGUCGGUCUACCGUCCGACUCGAGUUCGGCGGGAUACGUGUUCCUGAUGACGAUGCUAUUCUUCUUCUUCCAGGCGAGUUGGGGACAAUGGAUUUGCGCUUUUGCGCCUUCGUUUACGGUUAUAUCGAACGUUCUCCCCUUCUUCUUCGUAAUGUGUAACCUCUUCAAUGGCGUUAUCCGUCCCUACGCCUCAUACCCCGUCUUCUGGAAAUAUUGGCUCUACUACGUUAACCCGAUCACAUGGUGGAUUCGAGGUACUUUGUCGGCUGUCUUGCCGGCUGUGAACGUCGAUUGCGCACCUCAAGAAGUCACCUACUUCACUCCCCCAGAUGGUCAAUCAUGUCAAUCCUACGCCGGGAAUUUCGUAUCCCGCAUCGCUGGAAAGGGGUAUUUACUCCCUGACUCGGGGUCUGGUGAGUGUGGAUAUUGCGCCUAUGCCACUGGGACAGAGUAUAUGCAUACGCUCAACGUCCACGAUGACGACAAAUGGCAUUGCUUCGGCAUAUUUUUGGCUUAUGUGAUUAUCAAUUGGGUUUUGGUUUAUUUCUUUAUUUAUACGGUUCGAAUCAGAGGGUGGUCGUUUGGGAUGAGUUGGUUGUUUGGAGGUAUUGGGGCUGUGGUUGGGGGAGUGAAGAAGUUGAUGAGACGGAAGUAGUAGACUUGCAUUUUUCGUACGGAUUCAGCGCGCAUAUAGAUUUGUCUUUCGUUUUGUUUCUUUGUGUCAAUUUGUCAAGAAUCAUCAUGUCCAUACAGAGCAAGGACUACAAGUACAUAUAUUAAAAGUAAUAUAAUCAUUUGUCAAUACGUC